AUGGGCAAUCUUGAUGCCACCGACGACGCCCAGGUCGCGUCCAUCAAAGACGACAACCGUCCGUUCCUGCACAAGCACGGUGCCGCCGACAUUCGCGAACUCCAGGGCAACGCUCAUUUCUAUGAGACGGUCAGCGCCGCGCCGCUGAACCCGUGGUCCCGCACGAGCAUCCAGCUGUACCUUAUCCUGCUCAUCGCCGCCCUCAAUGCCACGGCCUCUGGCUUUGACGGUUCCAUCUUCAGCUCCAUCAAUGCAAUGCCGCAGUACCAGAAAUACUUUCACCACAGUGAGCUUGGCUCGGCCACCGGCAUUAUCUUCAUGAUUUACACCAUCGGCAACAUGAUCGGCUCCCUCUUUACGGGCCCUAUCUGCGACCGCUUCGGCCGCCGCGCCGGGAUGAUGACAGGCUCCGUCCUCAUCAUGGUCGGUGCCGCCGUCCAGACCGCCGCGCAGUCCGACGCCUACCUCCUCGGUGGCCGCUUCGUUCUCGGCUUCGGCGUCUCCAUCGGCACUUCCUCGGCACCGACCUAUGCUCUCGAACUGGCCCCUCCGCAGUGGCGCGCCCGUGUCGUCGGCUACUAUAACUCCUUCUUCUACACGGGCGCUAUCCUCGCUACAGGCGUCGCCUAUGCCGCCAUCAAAUCCCCGGGCGAGACGGCUUUCAGGCUUCCCCUUGGUCUGCAGCUUAUCCCGCCGCUCUUCAUCUUUUUCGGCGCCCUCGUCAUUCCCGAGUCACCGCGCUGGUUAACCAUGUGGGGAAAGAAGGAGCAGGCUGCCGCCAUCCUUGCCAAGUACCACGGCGGCGGCGACAUGAACCAUCCGAUGGUGCAGCUCGAGCUUCGUGAGUUUGAGGCUGGCAUUGAGCUGCAAAAGACGUCGAGCGUCUGGAACUACUGGCCCCUUGUCAGCUCACCCAAUGCGCGAUGGCGCUUCACCAUGAUGGCUUUUAUGUCCGUCUUUGCUCAGCUCAGUGGUAACUCCGUCCUGACUUACUACCUGCCCUCCAUGUACAAGCUCCUCGGGGUCAAGACGCCCCAGCGCAAGCUGCUCUUGACAUUCGCCAACACCAUUGUCUCAGGUGCGGGUGCUGUGGCAGGCUCGGCGCUGAAUGAUACUAUUGGGCGUCGUACCAAGCUAUGGGUUGGUAGCAUCGUUCUCGCUGGCCUGUUUGGCGGCGUUACGGGCUUUUCCAGCUACUUUGAGGGGGGGAAGACGGAUGUGAGCUCGACCAUUACAAGCAGUGGUAUUGCAUUUAUCUUCCUCUUUGGCUGCGCCUAUUCUUUCAUUUACACACCUCUGACGGCCACAUACUGCGCGGAAGUCCUAUCCACCCCGAUGCGGGCCAAGGGCAUGGGUAUUCAUGUCAUUCUUAGCAACUGCGCCAACCUGUACAACACCUACGUCACUGCUGUCGCUCUCGAGGCCAUCGACUUUCGCUACUAUUUUGUCUUUGUCGGCCUGAACAUUAUAUACGCUGCUCUUUGGUACUUUCUUGGCGUCGAGACCCGCGGUCGCACCCUUGAAGAGAUGGAGGAGGUAUUCAAUGCCAAGUUUCCGCCUAGGGCCGCCCUACAAAAGGCCGUCAUGGUCAAACAGAGAGAUGGACACUUGGCGGAUGUUGGCGCCGCCGCAGGCGAUGAGGAGCGCGUCUAG
Molecule: messenger RNA, 1653 nt
Organism: Cordyceps militaris CM01
Lineage: Eukaryota; Fungi; Ascomycota; Sordariomycetes; Hypocreales; Cordycipitaceae
Product: hexose transport-related protein
Exons: 6
Coding region: 1-1653 (550 amino acids)
Biological process (GO): carbohydrate transport; transmembrane transport
Cellular component (GO): membrane
Molecular function (GO): carbohydrate:proton symporter activity
Source: RefSeq, a predicted model, not a curated record